Messenger RNA from Nicotiana tabacum (common tobacco), 1464 nucleotides. Its product is annotated as transcription factor bHLH74. NCBI's taxonomy places the organism in Eukaryota, Viridiplantae, Streptophyta, Magnoliopsida, Solanales, Solanaceae. Gene Ontology annotation, biological process: regulation of DNA-templated transcription. Gene Ontology annotation, cellular component: nucleus. Gene Ontology annotation, molecular function: protein dimerization activity; DNA-binding transcription factor activity. The record is from RefSeq and is a predicted model, not a curated record.
CCUUCUCUUUACUAGUAGCUAGCCAUCCUUUUCCCAUCUCUAUAAAUCUCUUCUCUCCAUCUUUGUUGAGGUUCACAAACCAACCAAACAAGGCUUAGUACAAAUUUUAGUUGAUUUUAAACGAAGCUACUCAGUCCCUUCAUUGUCAAACCACCACAAUAAUAAUAGGGGAUUUUGUCUAAACAUGUUAAGCUGCGGCGAAAUGAGUGUUCUUGAGAGACAGAGAGCAGUGUUGGAACGUCUUUAUAGCCAAUCCAAACAGCAGCUUUCUUCUCUGCCUCUGCAAAAUCUUGCUCAGUUUAACAAUUUGAUUACUGAGCAAAUGAUGGGCAGCCUUGACAUUCCAAUUGAACGAAUGAACGAGAAUUUUACGAACUUCAAUAUGUUUGGGAGAGAACAUGAUAAGGCCAUAAUAGGCUUUGGUUUUACCAAUAAUUGGCAAGAAACAGCUCGUCCCUCUUUCUCUACAGUCUCGAAUUCAUCCAUUACAACAGUGUCUCCGCCGCCAGAGAAAGAAAUAGAUACAAUUGUAGCUCCGACAGGAAAUGUGGUGUCAACAAAUAAGAGAAAAGCAGAGCAAUUUUCUGAGGAAGAGGAUUGUAAAAUCAAGAGACCUCAGUCAGAGAUUAGUGAGAAAAGCCAAAGAGCUGCUUCAGGGAAUAAUUCAAAGGAGAAUUCUAAGACAUCAGAGGUUCAAAAACCUGAUUAUAUUCAUGUCAGGGCACGUCGUGGUCAAGCCACUGAUAGCCACAGCUUAGCAGAAAGAGCUAGAAGGGAGAAAAUCAGUAAGAAGAUGAAAUAUUUACAAGAGUUAGUCCCAGGUUGCAAUAAAGUGACUGGCAAAGCCGGAAUGCUAGAUGAAAUCAUCAAUUACGUUCAAUCUCUACAGAAACAAGUCGAAUUCCUAUCAAUGAAACUUGCUGCUCUAAAUCCUAGACUUGAUUUGAACACAGAUAACUUAUUCACCAAAGAUUUCCCCUCUUACAUGUCCAAUUUUCCAACAAUAGAUGUUCCCACAUAUUCGGAAUAUAACUUAAUCCAACACCAACAAAUGUUACCCCAAAGAAGCGAAAACUGUUUAAUGUCAUUUCCAGAAGCAACUUCCUCCCCUAUUUCGGUAGUACAGCAGCAGCCAAAUUUUGAAACUGAUUUGCAGAGCCUUUUUCAGUGUCAGCUUUAACUAGUUAAGGAUGAUUGAUCAACAAAUAUUCUAGUGCAGAAUGGUCUUGAUUAUGGUGCCUUUCCAUUUUAAGUACUAUUUAUCUGGGACUGUUCUUUGAGAAGCAGAAUUAGAACUCAUUCCACUAGCUCCUGUAUAAAAAAUUCAACAACCUUUUAAGAGAAAUUCUUACAUUUUACACAUUUAUAAGGCAUAUUGUGAUCUAUUCAUAUGUAUAGCCAAAGUUGCAGUAUUUGACUGAUAUGUAAUGGAGUAAUAAAAGAUUGAUCUUGUAAUCUUUCUUA